Molecule: messenger RNA, 2227 nt
Organism: Suillus bovinus
Lineage: Eukaryota; Fungi; Basidiomycota; Agaricomycetes; Boletales; Suillaceae
Product: MFS general substrate transporter
Exons: 10
Coding region: 61-2136 (691 amino acids)
Biological process (GO): transmembrane transport
Cellular component (GO): membrane
Molecular function (GO): transmembrane transporter activity
Source: RefSeq, a predicted model, not a curated record
AUUAAAAUAAAGUAUCACAGCCUUGUCUAGUCCGCAUGCACUUAGCGCUCUACGGUCACCAUGUCUCGAAGGUCAUCCAGAAACACGUCUGUGGUUUCCUCCGAGUCGAGGCGUGUAUGUAUUCCCCAAUCCGAAGGGCUGAUCUUGCCUUGUGACCCAGUCGAUGAACACACUCUACUGCACCCACGUCAACAGUCGGAACGCACGCUAGUGGACCAGGACGAGUCGUUCCAGUUUGACCGAGAAGACGAAGAACAUGAUGAAGAAGUUACAGCAUGGAAGGUACUGCCGUGGUGGAAAAGACCGUCGCCAUACUGGUUGAUAUUUUCCACGCCUCUGGCAUCGUUAGGUUUCUCUGCGCUCAUCGGUCCUCGGGUGGAGAUGUACACUGUUCUCGCAUGUCGUGUACAUGGCCCAGCGCCUGGGCUUGAGUUACAGUAUGAACCAAACGACACGCUACAUCUAGCUCAGCCGCAUUCAGUGUUAUCCGCGUACACUGCGAAUAUUCUACAUGACGGAUUGAAUCUAGAUGAUCCCGGCGCUUCGUUUGUGUCUGCUCAAUCUGUGUCUGUAUACAUUCCUUCAGAUACUGGCCUCAAGCAGUCACACGGUCUAGAUCGCGACCAAUGCGCGUCCGACCCAGUUGUGCAAGCUGCCGUUGCACAAUUGUCCGCAGUUCUAAACACUACUAUGGGUAUUUUGAGCUGCCUUACUACCGUUUGGUGGGGUUCGCUCGCAGACCGUUUUGGCCGAACAUUAGUCAUGGGCAUCUCGAUCCUCGGUUUGCUUUCGAGUGAUUUAAUCUUCAUUGUUACUGCAUUCUUUGUGGAACGGCUCCCAGGCGGAUACUGGUUCUUGAUACUCGGUUUUGCAUUGGACGGUAUGGCUGGCGGGAUGACUACUGGGGUUGCUGCUUCCCAUGCCUAUCUCGCUGACAGUACUCAUCGUUCUGAGCGAUCUCGUAUGUUCUCUCUAGCAUUGGGUGCCAUCUUUUUUGGUGUAGCCCUCGGUCCUGUCAUUGGAGGCAUCUUAAUUUGGGCGACAGGCUCGACACUUUCCGCGUUCUAUUUAUCUGCGUCUGUCCACGCGCUGUACGCUGCUUUCAUGUUUUUGAUCGUCCCCGAAUCCCAGACAAAAGCGAGAGCAUUUGGUGCUCAGAAAAGACGACAGGCAUCACUUGAAAGACGAAAUGGUGAGGCCCUAGGAGUUGCAUCCGUCUUAAAAAGCGCCAUGAGGUUCUUCAGCCCUCUAGCAAUUCUUAUGCCUGAGCAUACCAAUGUUGACGGAAACCCACUCAAACACUCCAAGAGAGAUUGGAGUUUAUGCCUCGUCGUUGCUAGCUAUGGUUUCACGAUGUUCCCAUUGGGUAUGUUGACAUAUGUCUUACAGUAUGCAGCAGGGAAUUUCAAGUGGUCAUCAGAAACGAUUAGCUACUACGUCGCCUUCACUGGAGCUGGCCGUGUGCUAUUCUUGGCUGUCAUCUUACCUUUUAUCAUCAAGCUUCUGAAGCCGGCGCCCGUGCAGCUCCCCACUGCCCCGGAUGAGCCACUUCAGAACUCGUCUUCACAGACCCUUCCAAGUAGGCGGAAUAAUACAGGACCACCCUCUCAUUCUGCGAAAUUUGAUCUCAAUCUCGCUCGAAUUUCUAUCGUGCUCGACAUUCUUUCGUUCGCGACAAUGGUUUUUGCUUCUAGUGGUCUCGUCUUCGUUUCUGGAACCAUCCUGCAGUCACUGGGUGUCGGGUACUCGCCUGCUGUCCAAGCAUUCGCACUCGACGUCUACAGCAGAAGAGGUGGAAAGGCCGAAGCUGGAAGGCUUUUUGGCGCCAUGAGUGUUGUACAAGCUCUAAGUUCUCAAAUCCUGGGUCCCGCAUUAUUUGGCCUUUUGUACUAUAAGACCGUUGCGACCUUCCCUGGUGCAAUUUUUGUUUUGAGUAUGGUGCUGUUGAUAAUUUCUCUCGUCCUGCUCGUACUAGUGCACCCACCUACGAUCAAGGAUGAUGCUGAAAGUACGGUAUUGAACGACGAGACUCGAAUUCCAGUGAUUCGUAUUGAGAUAACCCGGGAGGAUGGUCUUGUUGACAGUGAUGAGGACGAAGAGACGAGAGGACGUGACGCUCCAAGUCAACAUAGAUAAUUAUACAGUACAAGAACACCCCUUCGGUUGACUCCUCGACCAUAUAUUGUAUUUACAGUAAUGACCCGAGAAAUCCGAUAUUAGCACGAUC